Molecule: messenger RNA, 1245 nt
Organism: Lodderomyces orthopsilosis Co 90-125
Lineage: Eukaryota; Fungi; Ascomycota; Pichiomycetes; Serinales; Debaryomycetaceae
Gene: VCX1
Product: Vcx1p
Exons: 1
Coding region: 1-1245 (414 amino acids)
Biological process (GO): calcium ion transmembrane transport; intracellular calcium ion homeostasis
Cellular component (GO): fungal-type vacuole membrane
Molecular function (GO): calcium:proton antiporter activity
Source: RefSeq, a predicted model, not a curated record
AUGAGUGAUUUACCAUUACUUGGCGGCUCAUCGCGUCAACAUUCGCAUUCAUUUAUUCAAAGUUUCUCCCAUGCCACCAAAUUAACUUUGAAGUCAUCACCUGUCAAUUAUCUACUUAUAUUUGUUCCAUUAGGUCUUAUUGCUGGUGCUUUGGAAUGGGGAGCCAAUGCUAGAUUUUGGCUCAAUUUCCUUGCCAUUAUUCCCUUGGCUUCCAUUUUGGCCUUUGCUACAGAAGAAAUUAGUGAAUAUGUUGGACAGACGGUUGGAGGAUUAUUGAAUGCCACAUUUGGUAAUGCUGUUGAAUUAAUUGUUUCAAUCAUUGCAUUGAAGGAAAAUCAAGUUCGAAUUGUUCAAGCAUCAAUGUUGGGUUCGAUAUUAAGUAAUCUAUUAUUGGUGCUUGGUUGUUGUUUUGUUGCUGGUGGUAUUACUCGUGUUCAACAAACUUUUAAUCAAACGGUUGCUCAAACAAUGUCGAGUUUGAUGGCUUUGGCCACUGCUUCAUUGUUGAUUCCUGCUGCGUUCCAUGCUUCGUUGCCAACACCAAAGGGUGACAAGGGUCAAUUCCCAGAACCAGGUACUUCAGAUGAUUUGAUUCUUAGUUUUUCCCGUGGUGUAUCAAUUAUCUUGUUGGUUAUUUAUUUGUUUUACUUAUUAUUUUCAUUAAAGACUCAUAAAUCGUUGUUUGAAGCAACUGAGGAUUUAGUUGAUGAACAUACAAACAAUAACACUUCGUCAGAUGAUAUAAUUACCGGUAAGUCAGAAGAUGAUCAUUUGCUGGUAUUAGGAGGGUUAACUGUUUUGUUACUUACUACAUUGUUAGUUUCAGUUUCAGCUGACUAUUUAGUUGGCUCGAUUGAUGAAAUAGUUGAAAAAUCAGGUCUUUCCAAAACAUUUAUUGGUUUAAUUGUUAUUCCUAUCGUUGGUAAUGCUGCCGAACAUGUAACCGCUAUAAUUGUUGCCAUGAAAGACAAAAUGGAUCUUGCAAUUGGAGUUGCUGUGGGUUCUUCUUUACAAAUUGCCAUUUUUGUUACUCCAUUUAUGGUUUUAGUUGGUUGGAUUAUCGAUAUUCCAAUGUCAUUAUAUUUCUCCACUUUUGAAACAGCCAUUUUGUUUGUUAGUGUUUUCAUUACAAAUUUGGUGAUUUUGGAUGGGGAGAGUAAUUGGUUAGAAGGUGCGAUGUUGUUGUCAACCUAUUUGAUUAUAGCAUUGGCAUUCUUCUAUUACCCAGAUUCCGCUGGAUUGUAA